Molecule: messenger RNA, 991 nt
Organism: Triticum aestivum (bread wheat)
Lineage: Eukaryota; Viridiplantae; Streptophyta; Magnoliopsida; Poales; Poaceae
Product: RING-H2 finger protein ATL8-like
Exons: 1
Coding region: 133-594 (153 amino acids)
Molecular function (GO): zinc ion binding
Source: RefSeq, a predicted model, not a curated record
UCCGGCCAACUAAAUCCGUAGAAACAAACACACAAGAGGCGGAGGAGCCAAUCUCCACGUAGUACGUACAUCCAGAUUCACCACGCUAGCUGGGGCGUCCCGCAGCUUUCCCGCGCCGAACGAACGAGCACGAUGAUGUGGGAGGACAUCAUGGCCCUCGUUGCUAUCCUCGUCGCGGCAUUGGGCGUCUGCCUAAUCUGGUGCAUGGCACCAGCUGCAGAGGUGGAGCAAGGACAUAACGUGCCCCCCAUGGGUCGAAGGAGGGGGAGGUGGCCGGGCUCGCAGCCGCGAAGGCCGGCGCCGGCGGCGCGGGUCGUCGUGGGGAAGCCGCAGCAGCUGGUCUACUUCUCGUACCCCGCAGCGCCCGACGCGGAGGGCGGCGGAGGGACGGCCGCAGGGUCGGUGGUGGUGUGCGCCAUCUGCCUGGAGGCGCUGGUCGGCGGGGCGGAGUGCAGCGAGGUGCCGGCGUGCCGGCACGUGUUCCACCGGGGCUGCCUCGCGCUGUGGAUCAAGAGCAAGAGCACCUGCCCGCUCUGCAGGGAGCUUGUCGUGGCAGGGUCAGAACCCCUCACGGCUGCCGAGGCCAUGGUUUAGUUUAACUGGUCUAGAUCUAGCCCAUGCCGACGGAUGAUGAAGCUGUUGUUUGCUGGGAAAAUAUCUAGUGCCUCCCAGGCUUGGGGUGCUCCCGGUGCUCCAAAUGUCCGAAAAACAUUUUUUAAAUGUUCAAAAAAUUCUGAAAAAAAUGCAGCACAUCGACGGAACAUCGAUGUCUCUUGUCACAAAAAUUCAAAUCAAAAUUCGGAACAUUGCUCGAGAUACAAAAAUGACAAAUUUAGCUGUUGUACUUGCGCGCAUUUUUCAGAUUCUAUGUGGGCUUUCUUGCAAAAAUGUUCACCAUCUCACAGGAGCUGUUGGAUUUGAGAUCCAACGGCUGAGGUCGCACGGGAGCACCUAAGCUUAGGUGCUCCCGGAGCACCAGAUAUUUUCCCGU